Messenger RNA from Sodiomyces alkalinus F11, 1150 nucleotides. RefSeq lists its product as hypothetical. The coding region runs from base 149 to 1084 and encodes 311 amino acids. The record is from RefSeq and is a predicted model, not a curated record. Lineage: Eukaryota; Fungi; Ascomycota; Sordariomycetes; Glomerellales; Plectosphaerellaceae. The transcript has a single exon.
CGCAUCAUCAGAAGGUCUACGGGUGAUGACCCGUCCUCACUUCACAUUGCAUAAUAACGGUUCCUCUCACACUUGAGAUCUGAUUCUGCCCGUAUACAUCAAAGAAGUCAAGGUCGCAGGAGUGUCCUAGUAGCUUGAGCCUCCCACGAUGGCUCCCUCAACUCCAGCUUCUUCGGCUGCCCAACAGUCACAGCUCCCCUCAACAACCGACUUUACUACGCUCUACAACCGCAUCUCCCUGGCGACAGAAAAAGAGUCGGCCUUCCUUUCCGCCAUGCGCGCCAAGUACCCCUCUCUCCAGCGCCCCACCACUUCCACUCCCACCACCUCCACCUCCACCUCCACAGCCAACACCACCAUCUCCACUUCCGAUCCUCCAACGACGGCCAAACAAACCAGCUUCUCCUCACUCAACACCAACACAGCCAGACCAACCCAGCCAGAAACAGCAAUCGGGCCCAACCCCCGCAAUCCCUUCGGCAAAACCAAAGCCCAGCUCCAGGCAGAGUACGAAGACGCGACGUUCCGCGUCGAACCCCCCAACACCGGGCUCGGCUACCGCCCCGCCAAGACGGACGACGGAGGAGGAGGAGGAGGAGGAGACGCUACACAAGCGGACGCCACCACGCGGGAGCUCGGCAGGCGCCUUCUCGGCGGCAAACGCGCGCGAGGGGGCGGGAGGAACGCCGAGAAGGACCCUUCCUCCUUUUCGGCCCGUAGUAGGGCCGCCGCCCGGGACAAGGAGAGCGACGAAGAUGAGGGCCGCGGUGCGCUCGUCAGGCGGAAGAGGGUUCGUGCUGCUGCCGUUCCUGCCGUUCCUGCCGGAGCAGACGUCUCGGCCUCGGCUGCCGUGGUGGAGAAGGAGGCUGAGACCAGGCCGGUGUCGGGCGGGGAUGUGGAGACCCGGUCGUUGGAUAUCAACAGUUCCGGUGAUGGUGAGGGGGACGGCGGUGUUGUUCCAGAGUCGUCAUCUACACCCCAGCCGGGGACCGGCGGUGGGGAGGAAGGAAGGAAGAAGAGGAAGAAGAAAAAUAAGAAGAAGAAAAAGUCGAAGCAAGGGGAUCCGGACGGAUCAGGGAGUUGAAGAUAUAAAGAUUAGACGGACCAAACCAAAUAAAUCAAUCCACAAAGGAGGCACCCAAAUGAACAA